GACGUCAGAGCCUCAGUUUACUGGCUUUGUUUGUUCUGAGCUGCUGUUGAGCUUCAGACGGGCUGCAGAAACCAACCGAACCCGAGCCGAACCCACUGCGACAGAGAUGCCGUCCGACAGGCCGUUCAAGCAGCGGAGGACGUUCGCUGACCGGUGCAAAGAGGUCCAGCAGAUCCGAGAGCAGCACCCUAACAAGAUCCCUGUGAUCAUUGAGAGGUACAAGGGCGAGAAGCAGCUGCCGGUUCUGGAUAAAACCAAGUUCUUGGUGCCGGAUCACGUCAACAUGAGCGAGCUGGUGAAGAUCAUCAGGCGCCGCCUGCAGCUGAACCCCACACAGGCCUUCUUCCUGCUGGUCAACCAGCACAGCAUGGUGUCCGUGUCCACCCCCAUCUCUGAGAUCUACGAGCAGGAGCGGGACGAGGACGGCUUCCUCUACAUGGUCUACGCCUCGCAGGAGACCUUCGGCUGCUAGGGAGGAGGAGGAGGGGGCGGGGCAUCUUCGGGCGGUAGGGAGGCGGGGCCACACAGGAAACCUUCAGGUAUCACGAGUUGCAGACACCGGAGGACUUCCUGUGUGGUUUUAUUCUCUCCGUUGGUUCCCGCACCAAUUCUCUUAUUUUGAAAGGACUCGAACCAACCAAUCACCUUAGAGCUUGUAAAACUGAUUCGUUGGUUCACAUCCUAAACACUAAACGGCUGAACGUGGGAGCAGUCAGUCUGUCUGAACAAUCCUGACGUUUUAACAUUUCAGACGUAUUUUUAUUUUUCUCUUAAAUCUUCAGACGUAGUUUAGUUUGACAUCAUCCGUCUCCACUGUCCAUCCUCUUCUGUAGUUUUAAAUGUGCAAUAUUCACAUCUGACUUCAUCAUAUCGCAUCAUCUUCAUCGUUUCACCCCCUCCCCCCACACCUGUAAGCACAACUGCUCAGUUUUAAAACAGCCAAUCAGGUGAGUCGGUUCUGUCCGGUAGGGUUUGGACAGCUGGACGCCUCGUGCUGCUUUCACGGCCAGUUUGGGACGGUUGUAAUUCUCAGAGUUGAAUAAACGAACGGUUCUGGUUGCAGGAGGGGGGGUCCGCAUGUCCACCCGGUACAAACUGAACCACAAACUGACGUUGAAACGACCCGGUUCUGUUUGAACCCGAGCUGGGUGUGAGGGUGGCGCCCCCUCCUGGCCCAGCGGUACAUGUGUUUAAUGUAGGAACUGAAUGAGCUUGUUUUGCACAUUAAUUCAAAAUAAAGUUUUAGAAAUGAGCGUAUCCUCUGCAACAACCAUCACGUUCCCCUCCCUGUUUGUUUGCCUUCUUUAAACACAAUUUAUAGACAAAAGGUUGCUCUGCACUACAAAUCUAGCAUGUUCUCACUUUUUUUUAUAUAUAAAUGUAUAUUGAUUUUAUGCUAUAAAUAAAAAUGUAUUGUUUCAAUUUAGAAAACAAGUCUUUUUAGGUGUUUUUCCCCCAAAACCAAAAGCUGAACCCAAGUGUUUUUGUGUAAACCUGUGUGAAUAAACAUAUAAUCACGUUUGUUUUAGGCUUUCUGAUGUGUUGCUGUCAUGAAUGAGUGUAAAUAGAUGCAUCGCUGCAAAAUAAGCAUUUGCCAAUAAAGAAAUAAUUAAAAGAUGCCUUCAAAAACUGAA
Molecule: messenger RNA, 1634 nt
Organism: Austrofundulus limnaeus
Lineage: Eukaryota; Metazoa; Chordata; Actinopteri; Cyprinodontiformes; Rivulidae
Gene: map1lc3a
Product: microtubule-associated protein 1 light chain 3 alpha
Exons: 4
Coding region: 107-472 (121 amino acids)
Source: RefSeq, a predicted model, not a curated record